CAAAGAGGAGCCUAACGAGUUUGACUAGUAAUCCCUCAACUUCAAGUUUAUGUGUACUUGGCAAAUCCUUGGUGUAACUGAAUAAAUCGUACGAUUGUUCGCUCUGAUAUUUAAAAAUGUCGGGAGAAGGAGCGCACACGAGUGCAAAACGGCUUAAGACAGACACUUGUGGGUCAUUCUUUAAAGAGUUUUUAAAAAAGGAAAUUGAAAAAGAUUUAUUGGAAGAGGCAUACAUAUCGUUGUGUGGAGGAUCGUCAGAUUUGGUGUUUCGUACACUAGAAAUACUGCAGACGAAUGCCCUUCUAAGUGAGGAGUUCACGCGUGCAUCUUGUGAGGUACAAAUGUAUGAAAAAUACAGGACAGACGAAAAACCCCUCGCCCGCAUUUAUGCAGCUGGGUCAAUUUUUCGGAAUGGAAUUUUUAUUUUAAAGAAACUCCUUGAUCCACAUCCGCAGGUUCCAGAAGAUGGAAAACAAAUGGAAGCUUUGAAAAAAUUGUUGAAUUAUUUAAUCGCGGAUAAGGAUUGUAAGCAUGAUCAUGAUAUUGCAUUAGUGGAAAGUGAAACAUGUGAUGAAGCAGAGUGGGCAGUUAUAGUAGCACAGCAUUUGUUAUCACCUCUGACCGUAGAUGGAAGUUACACAAUCGAUGAUUCAUAUGAUAAUCUAAGAUUCCAACCAAGUUGUCCAUGCAAAAAUGGUGAAAGUGUAGAUGUAGAUUUUGAUGAUAAUUCAUUUGGUUGGAUUGAUGGUUGGUAUGGUAGAUCUGAUAUAUUGAUUAACAAUGUUUCUGUGCAUUUGGCUGGUGCCGAAGAUGAUAAUUUAAAAGUUGGUUCAUCAGCUGUUUCUUUAGCAGAGUCUUCUACAGACACAAAGACAUCUAAUCAUCAGGAACAGGUUUUAGCUCAAACAAUCGUUUUCUCAUUUCUCAAGCGCAAGGAAUAUGGAGAUGAUCUAAAACAUUGUUUGGUUCCUACUAUAGGGAUCUCAAAAAAAAAGAUCGUCAUUUAUUUUUAUGAUAGCGAAGAAGAUGUGCUCCUUGGAACAACUGAAUUGGAUUUGUUCGGAUAUAAAUCAAUAUGUUAUGAUACUAUAGUAUUUCUUUGGCUGACCUUGAAUUAUGAUAUCUUCUGUACGGGAAUCACGGAUUCAAUGAAAAAUUGUAAAGCAAAAUUUUUCACCAAAGUUGGCAGUUUUCUAGAAAAUUACAGAAAUGAUGUCACUAGAAACUUGCCAAAAGGAGAAUAUUUAUCUCAAGAUGAAACUGGCUGGACUAAAAGUGGGGCAGUUGAAGAGAAAAUUCCUAUUAAUUCAGAUAAGGAAAACUUUGGAAUCAGAAUGAAUCGUUUAUAAAUUCAUUAUUUUCAGUUUAGAAUACAUGUGCAAUAGCCCCAACAAAUGAAAACUUGGUGGCUUGAUUUCAUUUUGAGCAGUCAAAUAGUAAUGGUUACUAUUGUUAAAAGGUCAAGUGGAUGUAUUUUGACAUGUUUGAUAACAUAUAAUGUACAAAGAUGAGCUUCAUUUACGAAAUAGAUUUUUUGCAAAGUAUUUAUAAAUUUUGGCAACUCUUAAAUAUUUUCAAUUGAAAUUCAAAAUAUUUACAUUGCUCAUGUAAUGGUAAUCCAGGGAUUUUAUCUGUCUGAUAAGUCUGAGGGCUGUUCCCAAAACUUUUUGGAGAAGGGGAUGGGAGGUGAGAUACUAACUUUUUUUUGUUUUGAAGAUAUGUAAAAAAUUUAAAAAAAACACAGAGUUGUCUCCUAUUUUUUCAGAUGUUUUGUUUUUGAAGUUA
Messenger RNA from Mytilus californianus (California mussel), 1785 nucleotides. RefSeq lists its product as uncharacterized. NCBI's taxonomy places the organism in Eukaryota, Metazoa, Mollusca, Bivalvia, Mytilida, Mytilidae. Bases 117 to 1349 code for a protein of 410 amino acids. The transcript has 3 exons. The record is from RefSeq and is a predicted model, not a curated record.